This is a messenger RNA of Yarrowia lipolytica CLIB122, 1110 nucleotides long. RefSeq lists its product as uncharacterized. Gene Ontology annotation, biological process: G protein-coupled receptor signaling pathway. The record is from RefSeq and is a predicted model, not a curated record. NCBI's taxonomy places the organism in Eukaryota, Fungi, Ascomycota, Dipodascomycetes, Dipodascales. Gene Ontology annotation, molecular function: pheromone binding; mating-type factor pheromone receptor activity. Gene Ontology annotation, cellular component: membrane; G protein-coupled receptor homodimeric complex.
AUGCAACUACCCCCUCGGCCAGACUUUGACAUUGCCACGCUGGUGGCAUCAAUAACGGUCCCGGAAACCGAGCUGGUGCUCGGUCAAAUGCCUCUCGGUGCUCUCGAACAACUAUAUCAAAACAGACUGCGUCUGGCCAUUCUGUUUGGAGUCAGAGUAGGAGCAGCAGUCCUGACCCUCAUUGCCAUGCAUCUGAUCAGCAAAAAAAACCGCACCAAGAUCCUCUUUUUGGCCAACCAAAUGUCGCUUAUCAUGCUCAUUAUUCACGCGGCUCUGUACUUCCGCUUCCUGCUAGGACCCUUUGCCUCGAUGCUCAUGAUGGUCGCCUACAUUGUGGACCCACGGUCCAAUGUUUCCAACGACAUCAGUGUGUCUGUGGCCACCAACGUGUUUAUGAUGCUGAUGAUCAUGUCCGUGCAACUUUCUCUCGCGGUUCAAACUCGAUCAGUUUUUCAUGCCUGGCUCAAGUCUCGAAUCUACGUUACCGUGGGGCUCAUCUUGCUGUCCCUCGUCGUCUUUGUCUUCUGGACCACUCACACCAUCGUCUCGUGUAUCGUGCUGACUCAUCCGACACGUGACUUGCCAAGUAUGGGCUGGACACGGCUCGCCUCCGACGUAUCCUUUGCCUGCUCAAUUUCCUUUGCUUCUCUCGUGCUCCUGGCCAAACUCGUCACCGCCAUCAGAGUCAGAAAAACCCUGGGCAAAAAACCCCUGGGAUACACAAAGGUGCUGGUCAUCAUGUCGACACAGUCACUCGUCGUGCCUUCUAUUCUCAUCAUUGUCAACUACGCUCUUCCCGAAAAGAACUCGUGGAUUCUCUCCGGAGUGGCCUAUCUCAUGGUCGUUCUGUCUUUGCCCUUGUCUUCCAUCUGGGCCACCGCAGUCCAUGACGACGAGAUGCAGAGCAAUUAUCUCCUGAGCGCGCUGAAAGACGGUCACGUGCAGCCCUCCGAAUCGAAACUCAAGACAGUUUUCUUGAACAGACUGAGACCUUUCUCGACCACUACAAACAGAGAUGACGAGAGCUCGGUGGACUCCCCGGCCAUGCCUUCUCCCGAAAGCGACGUCACCUUUCUCAACACAGGUUUUGAAUGUGAUGAGAAAAUGUGA